AUGCCACAGAAAAUCACGGUCGCGGUGGCCCAGGCGAGCACCCAGGCGACCACCGCCGCCACGCUGGAUGCUCUGCAGAAGGUGACUCGCCAUGCGGCCAGCCGCGGGGUCCACCUGAUUCUGUUCCCAGAGGCCUAUCUGGGGGGUUAUCCCCGAACAUGCGACUUUGGCACGGCUGUGGGAGCCCGUGCCCCGCAUGGCCGGGACCAGUUCCUCGAAUACUUCCAUGCCGCCAUCGACCUAGGCGACACGCCCACGGGGGCAGGCGAUGACUGGGUGAACCGCAAGUUGCCUCUGCCUCGCGGCAAGGAGUAUCGCGGUGAUGGAACGAGAGAAGCGUUGGAGAGGAUCUCCCGGGAGACGGGCGUCUUCAUUGUGUGUGGCGUGAUUGAGCGCGCAGGGGGCAGUCUCUACUGUUCCGCCAUCUAUGUCGACCCCCGCGAUGGUGUCCUGGGCAAGCGGAGAAAGGUCAUGCCUACCGCAUCGGAGCGUCUGAUUUGGGCCCAGGGCUCGCCCUCGACCCUCAAGGCUGUCACCACCGAGCUGAAUGGCGUCCGGCUGACCAUCGGAGCCGCCAUCUGCUGGGAGAACUACAUGCCGCUACUUCGCCAGAGUCUGUAUUCCCAGAAUGUCAACCUUUAUCUGGCCCCGACGGCCGAUGCCCGGGAUACCUGGCUGCCGCUCAUGCGGACCGUCGCUGCAGAAGGCCGCACCUUUGUCCUGUCCGCCAACCAGUGUGUGCGACGUCGCGAACUGCCGGGCUGGAUCACGACAACCUCCCAGGGUGGAGGCGAUGGGGACGAGUAUGUGUGCCGGGGUGGUUCCUGCAUUGUGGGCCCGUUGGGCGAAGUCCUUCGUGACCCCAUCUGGGAGGUGAGCACGGACGAUCUGGCCGAUUCGGAGGACCUGGGCGCCGCGCUGUCGGUGACGGAGAUCGACCUGGAGGAUUGUGAGCGCGGGCGGUUGGAUAUCGACGUGGCGGGCAGUUAUUCGCGAAAUGAUGCUUUUAAGUUGACGUGCAGCCAGCCUCGACCAUGUACCAACUGCGUCCAGGCAGAUGCAGCCUGUGUCCCCAGUCAGCGACCAGUGCGACAGUGUCACGUUAAUCCAGAAUACGCUCGCGCCUUGGAGGAGCGGAUCCUCGAGCUCGAAGCCCAGCGAGGUACCGAUGUCGAUCUGCCCUCAGGCCAUCUGCCGCUGGACCCGGCUCCAUCCCCGAGCUUCAGAACCACCGACUUGCGCACGUCAGAGUUACUGGGACCGUCGCAAAUUACAAUCCCGCUGGAUGAAAGCCCUGGGGAUGUGACAUCCCCGGCGAUUGUUGAUUGCUCGCGGAACGGCCAGAACAUCCAAGCAGCCAGCACCCCCUCGAUCACCAUGCUCCCAUCCGUUGCUCCUAAUUCGCCCAAUCCAGCGUUGGAAGGGAACAACUAUGUGACAGGAAUUCCACCGCAGACGCAGGAUGAACUGGUCCGGAUAUUUCUGGAACGCGUGAACCCGCGCUAUCCAUUCCUCCAUGAAGAAACCUUCAUCGCCUGGUACGAUACAUGGAAGAGCUCAAGAAGCUUGGGGGUGCCUCUACCGCUGGACGAGCGAUGGAAGGGCUUCUUCAUCAAGAUGGCAUUUGCGGUAAGCCUUCUGAUCGCUCCCCGGGUAUCGCCCAGCGACAUGAAAGCUUCCCAGGCGCUGUAUACAUCUUCCCUGUCGUCUCUGGAUAUCGUGUUCUCCUGUCUGGACCCGGUUCUGCAUGCACAAGCCUACCUACUUUGCACCCUGCAUGCUCUUCACUCGCCAUCGUCGCAGACCGUUUUGACGAUGAUAUCGGCCGCCAUGCGUUGUUGCGUAAUCGCACAGUUGCAUCUUCCCACGGUAGAGUCCAAGGCUGAAGACCCACUGCUGGAGAUGCAGAUUCGACGUCGGGUGUUCUGGUCCGCGUAUGCCAUCGAUCGCUUGAUCAGUUGGGUGUAUCAUGUUCCGUGCAGCCUCGUCGAUGAAGACAUCCAGGUUGAGCCAUUUGCGAACAUGAAUGAUGAUGAGAUCAAAACAUGGCAACCGAGGACCGAUCGGCUGGACCAGGUAGAAUCCAUCCCGCGGAGGACUCAGGUAUCCUCUGCUCUUCAUUUGAUCCGGGGUAGACGGAUCCAAUCCCGGAUCCUGAGCAUCAUGAUGCGUGCCGACUAUGACCAGCGAUUUGGGGCAUCCCAUCAAUGGCGUCUCCACAUGUUGGAGAUCCUCAACCAGUGGAAGGCCCAGCUGCAGCCCCAUAGCGACCCGCUCUCCAGAGGCUAUACCAGCGAAGGGUGGGUGGGCAUGUUAUACAACUAUACCGUCCUGCUCUUGUACCGGCCCACCCAGGCGAACGUGUGCGACAUGGUGGUUGAGGGAUGCGUCCAAGCCUGCACCGACAUUGCACUGACAUUCUGGACAUAUCUCAAGAGCCGUCAAACAGCCCAACUGUGGCCGGGGUUGUUGAGCCAGUUUGGAAUCGGAAUCACUCUCCUAUACUGCCUCUGGGUCAUGCCCCCAGCUCGUCGACCCGCCGCCCUGCAGUCGUCCAAGGUGGGCACAGCCAUCCGAACCUUGUCGGUGAUUCUGGCAGUCCUUGCGGAAAGGUGGACCCAGGCCGAACCCUUGCGAGAUGUGUUCGAUCUUCUGGCGGAUGCGAUUCCGGUUCAUUGUUCACCGGAUGAUAUGGGAGAGAGGCGCAUCUCGAGGUCCUCGACGGAUACCAUCCAGCAUCAACUGCCCCGACUCCAUGCGAUCGUCGUGAACAAAGACAUCCUGCGCAUGUUGACGGAGAUGGCGACGGAGGAAUACCCGUGGGAUGACGACCGGACAGCCAACUUGGCUGGAUGGUCAUCCAGCGAUGUGCAUACGGCUCACGACUGCCCGCUGUGCUGGGACUCCCAACCGGGCCCGGAGACCUUUCCCCCGGUCGGAUUUGCGUCCGGGGACUUGUGGCCGGCUUUUGAUGGCAGUACAAACAACUCUUUCACCGUCUCGCCCGAGGGAUACCCACUGUUUCCCGGUUUAUUGGGUUCCAUCGAGUUCUGA
This is a messenger RNA of Aspergillus sclerotioniger CBS 115572, 3054 nucleotides long. RefSeq names its product nitrilase. Gene Ontology annotation, biological process: DNA-templated transcription; regulation of DNA-templated transcription. NCBI's taxonomy places the organism in Eukaryota, Fungi, Ascomycota, Eurotiomycetes, Eurotiales, Aspergillaceae. Gene Ontology annotation, molecular function: zinc ion binding; DNA binding; catalytic activity. The record is from RefSeq and is a predicted model, not a curated record. The coding region runs from base 1 to 3054 and encodes 1017 amino acids. The transcript is spliced from 9 exons.